Messenger RNA from Patella vulgata (common limpet), 2640 nucleotides. RefSeq names its product charged multivesicular body protein 2a. NCBI's taxonomy places the organism in Eukaryota, Metazoa, Mollusca, Gastropoda, Patellidae. The transcript is spliced from 6 exons. The record is from RefSeq and is a predicted model, not a curated record. Gene Ontology annotation, biological process: late endosome to vacuole transport; endosome transport via multivesicular body sorting pathway; protein transport. Bases 181 to 855 code for a protein of 224 amino acids. Gene Ontology annotation, cellular component: ESCRT III complex; multivesicular body.
AUCACACUUUAAUGACGUCAUCAACACAAACAAAAAUAUCACAAGGAAUCUUUUUUCAGAAUAAUAUUUUAUUUAUCUAAUUUGCAACAGGUGUAAGAGGCAUACUAUCAAAGCAGUUCUAAUAAUUUGAGUUCUUGUUCGUCUGUUCUUCAGAAGAGAUUUUGAUUUAAAUCUCUCACGAUGCCGUUAGAAUGGUUAUUUGGACGAAAGAAAACUCCAGAGGAGAUGUUACGGCAGAACCAAAGGGCACUGAAUAAAGCGAUGAGAGAUUUAGAUCGAGAAAGACAAAAGAUGGAACAACAAGAGAAAAAAGUUAUAGCAGAUAUACGAACAAUGGCUAAAAAGGGACAAAUGGAUGCUGUUAAAAUUAUGGCUAAAGAUUUAGUUCGUACAAGAAGAUACGUGAAGAAAUUUAUAGCCAUGCGUGCCAAUAUUCAAGCUGUAUCAUUAAAGAUUCAAACCUUAAAAUCUAACAAUACAAUGGCGCAGGCCAUGAAAGGUGUCACAAAAGCCAUGCAAACCAUGAACAAACAGUUAAAAUUACCCCAGAUUCAAAAGAUUAUGAUGGAGUUUGAGAAACAAUCAGAGAUUAUGGAUAUGAAAGAGGAGAUGAUGAGUGAUGCUAUUGAUGAUGCUAUGGGGGACGAAGAUGAUGAAGACGAAAGUGAUGCUGUUGUAUCUCAGAUAUUUGAUGAACUAGGUUUACAAAUGGCUGAUGAUUUAAACAAUCUUCCACAAACUGGUAAAUCGCUAGCAGCAACUGGGGGCCCUGCUAAACAAGCUGUUCCAGCAGGACCAGUUAGUGAUGCAGAUGCUGAUCUUGAGGCACGGUUAGAGAAUCUACGACGUCAGUGAGAAGGGAGAUAAUAGCUAAAACCAUAAACAUUUAAAAAUAUGAAUGACAUGUCUUUCAUAUCUGAUUCAUUCGCUGAAUUAAACAUGCCCUGUACUUCAUUUAUUUUCUUGCAAUAUUUUUUUUUUUUAUUUUUCUAAUAUGAUGAUUACUUUAAAAACUGUCAACUAUUUGGAUAAUUUUACACUUGCCAUGUAUAAAUUUAAUACCAAUCAUGACCAGAAUUAGUAUUGGUAACAUUUAUUUUAUUAUCAUGUAGUUAUAACACAGGAAUCCCAGGCGUAGAGAAGAAUCUGUAGAGUCCUUUACCUACUUCUCCAGGAAAUACAACACCUACUUGGCUAACAAGUAUUUGGAUUUCAGUGCCUGUCCUGAAUUUUCCUUCAUUGACCCAUGGGCAGGGUUGUCCAUAAAGGGGUUGUCUGUUUAUUCAGUAAACGUAAUCACCUUGAGAGAUAAAUUAUGAUUUAGAUCAGUUUUAAAUUUUAACAGUAUACCAUAGAAAACAAAAUAUCUUGUGUGGUCUCAAUGUGGUGUGUUGAUGAGGCUUUUAUUAGAAUAUUAUAAUAUGUAUUUCUGGAUAUCUUUACAGAAUGUUAUUCUGCAGAGACAGGAUACUUGUUUUGGGGAUGGUGGGGGGGGGGAGUUAUUACUGUUUUUGUAAAAUGUAGUGCUAGCUAAUUUAACAAAAUGCUUAAUCAGUCUUUGAUAUUAUUUAUUGAAUAUUUUGAUCGUAUUGUGCUUGUUGUCUGUUUUACUGUUCAGCAAAGAGUUUUGUUAAUGGUCUAGUAUAAAUUAAAAUUAUAUUGCCAUCAAAUUUUUUUUAUACAGUGUGCUGUUAAAACUGAUGAAAUGUCAGUACUAUUAUAAGAUAUCUUAGACUUUAGACAUCAAUCAUCGAGAAUACUGUUUUUAGUAUAUUUAUAGGCCAUAAAUAAGUCACACAGAUGCUUGUCUGGUGCUGGUUUUAAGCGAAUUUCUCCUAGUAGGCACCCUCAAUUAGUCUUGUCAAUUAAACCUGCCUCCAUUUUACUCAACCAUACCUUGGGUGUGCUGUGAACCUAGGGGCAUGCCAAAAAUAAUUGGGCCCUAAGGCCAGCUCCAUGCUUGUUUAUGUAAAUUGAAAGUAGAAGUUGUUAUAUUCAUCUUUUCUUUUUUUAACUCACACCUAUGGGCCAAUAUUAUAGUAAACCACAAGUAACUUAGAAUAAUCCAUCAAAUGACAUGGAAAUUCUAAUUUAACUUGAAGUAACUCCUGUCAUUUUAACACCCCAUUGGUGUGAAUAAUCACCCUUGAAGUUAUAAUUUGAUGGCAAUUGUUAUUUGUUCUUAAUGUAUUUUGGAGGUUUAGUAUUGUGAAAACUCAUUUCUUUUGUGUAUCUAAAUUUAUUUGUUAAUCUUCAUAAUAGUGUAUGUUGUGGAUUUACUCACAUAUGUAAUUGUAUGUGUUACAGAAUGGAGCCACCAAUCAGAACAUCAUGCUAGAUUUCAACCACUCUCAUAAAUAUAUUACAACUGGAAACAAGAAAACAUAAGGUUUAUUAGAUUUGUUUACCACAUAUAUUGACAAAAGAUGGCUAUACAAAUGAUUUUCUUAUCAGUGACCUCACAGAGAUAAGAUAAUAAGAGAAUAUAUUGAGAUUCAGAGUAUUAAACUUUCUGCGAAAAUUAAAGUCUUUUUUUUAUUAGAACAUGUACAUACUGAUAAAUUGUAAAUAGUUUGUAUGUAAAAUAAUCUCUCUGUUUUAUAUAAAUGACAAUAAAUGAUCUAUCAUAUAUAAAUGUUU